AUGAAUUGUGAACCUGAAAAUCAGCAAUGUCAUCCUCUGGGUGGUCCCAAGGAUUUCAGAGGACAUAAUUCCAGUCUCAAGCGGAAUAACAGCAUCCCCUCCAAAUUGAAUGAAAGUCUCCCCAUGAGUAAAAUUGAUCGUAACGUCUCCCAAGUUAACGUUCAACACCACCGUCGUUCGCAAGACGAUGCAAACCCGUUCUCAGCUGAGGAGGCUCGAGAUGGUCAGCAUGACUUUCAGCGAAAUGAGACAAGUAUUAUGUUGAAUGAUACAAGGUUGAGGAGAAUUUUGGGGCGGUCUUUCAACCCUUCUAUGAUUGAUGAGAUAAUUGGGCAAGGGCGUCGUUCUAACGUGACAUAUGAUAAAAAAGAUGUCAAGAAUCAGAAGGCAUGCGACAGACGAUAUUCCCACUGCAUUAGAUCCAACUUGGCGAAUUUGAUGUUGUUCAAAGACCUGGAUGGGGAAUGCUGCAGGAUGACUCAGGAACCUCUUCAGUUCGUCAAAAGUUUACAAAAUAUCAGUCGAAAGUUUACUGAUUGUCCUCCUGGAAAGAAGUUUUCUCCUCUGAGUUUUGUUUUCAAGGAUAAUGGUGGAUGCAUUCCGAUGAAUCGCUCAGAUGACAAUGUUCCCGAAGAACACCGGUGGACUUCGUCAAAAAACAGAUCUGAAAAAGAACAUAGUUUUUGUGAAAUCGUCAAGAAAAACGUUAAUGACAAAAAACCGCUUUCUUCUCGUCGUCUUGUGCGUUGGUUGGUGGAGAAAUACAACGUUUCCCGUUCGGUGAAACACUGUCCAAUAGGAAAGACGUUUUGUCCUUCGUCCUUCGACUGUAGAACAGAAGAACGCGGGUGUCACGCUGAGAAGCUGAAAAAGUGGGCGUCAAAGAACCUUUGCAAUUCCUCAGAACAUCUCUGUCUCGGCUGUGGAGCUGGAUGCCGCUUGAAGAAAAACGAAUGUUCAAAAGAAGCAAACAUGAGCAGAGCAUUGCGCCAAGCAGCGCUCUCAAUUGAUCCAGGUGCGAUGAGUUGUGUUGUCAACAUUAAAAGUUUUGAUCAAAAGAAAUCUCUACCGAUGGAUCAUGACAAAGAAACCAAAAGCUAAAACAUUCGUACACCGCUUGAAUUCCAAGAUCAACCCUUAUCCCAAAUUCCAUUUCUUUGAUAAAAAUCUGCAUUAAGAAUCCCAUUUAAUGAGUGUCGAAUCAUCUUGGAACAAUUGUUGAUUUUGUUGAUUGUUUUGGACCGCAGCUCUUGACGAAGAGCUAAUCGCGAUCAGUCAUUUUGAUGAUUGUUAAUGAAUUGAAUUUUGUUAGAGGCUCAUAUGAGGCUUCCUGCAAUUUUCUUGUUUCUUAUAAGCGCACUCAAAUAUUCUUCCAUGACUUGAGCGAAGCUCAGCUUCGAAAAUGAAAACAAAAUUUUUCUUUCCUUUCUUUUCAGGAAAUAUUCAAAACAAGACAAUGCGUUUACUAUCUAAAUCAGGUAAUGUGUGAGAUCCGUUUACCCACUGCCUUUUUUCACGAAGUUAGUUUGUCCUAAUGGAACUGAAGUUGUAGGGAAGAUUUGGUGACUUAUCUAGAUCAUAACCUCACUGAGAGUCGAUUUAAUGAGCUUGUCUAUGAAACUGGUUAUUAGUUUCUCGAGAAACUAUUAUUUUGCUUCUGCUGUCGCGUGAAAUUCCCACCGUUUGUUGAUAAAUAUAUGGUGAUAAAGACAGCUUUAGCUCUUUACGGAGCCGAUCGAGUGAUUAAGGAUUAUUGGUGUGUUUACAUAGUGGAGAAUGCAGUUAUGCCAUUGGUAAUCAUGUCAAAAUUGAUGCGGGAAUAAAUAAAUUGAUUAAAUGGGGAGCAAGGUGUUAGUUUCAAAGAUAAAUUUUGACGCAGAGAAAGUCCACAGAAAACCAUGUUUUUAAGUGAGUCACAAGGAAGGUUAAAAUGUCUGGCGAUGGGUUUGGUAGCAGCCUCGUAAUUUUUUUCCAUCAAAAUUCGUCACGGCGGUUUAUCAACCUUUUUAAUUCAUAUUUGGUAAUCACGAUUUAGUUCAGGAUAACACGUUAACCUUCUGUUAAAAAUUUUAUGACUAUCAGGAUGGGCUUCAUUCUGCUUUGUUAGAAAGGCCUUGUUGACUUGCAUUUUGGAGCAGCUCAAAGAUUGCAUGUCACGUGAAGUUCACUGUCGUGAAGCUGGGUACGAAUCACACAUGAGUUGCCUCUCUGGUAAAACUUUCUGCCAAAAGAUCGUUGACGUCGCUUGUCCUUUCUCCGCUGAGAAUUGCCAUCUGUGCAACCUCCUCAGGAAAAAUGCAAGUAGGUUUGCGAGGGUUAUUAAGAACCGGUCUACAAAGACGCCAUUUGGAGGCAAUUGUUCUGAAGAAGAGGUUUAUUGUCCUACUUCGUUGGGCUGCGUACCCAAAGGUAGUUUAUCCAACUGCACUGCAAACAGGCAGUUUUUUCAACUGGGAAUGGAGAAAGAGCCGUGGGACAAAAACAAAACACGCAGAGACGAUGCAGGAUUUUGUAUGCUGACUAUGAGGUAUGAAAAUUAUGUUAAGCUACGCCGAGACAUAACGGUUUUCGUGAAAACUCAUCCAUCAAAAGAACAUGGGCACAAUCAGCGUUUUGAAAUUUUAAUCCAUUAUAAUAAUUCAUAUGCACGAUUCACAAUUUGAGGGUAUAACAAUUAACUUGUCAUUGUCUUGUAAAACGGAGAAACUGUUACAAAAUUAAAAUGGUAUAAAAACAUUUUGAGGUUUUUUGUUUACUAAUAAGCUGGAUUGAGCUAUAACAUGAGGUGGUUAAUUAAAACCAGUUUUAAUGGUAUAACUGAAUGUGAGAAAAACUGAACAAAAAGAUUUCUUUUAAUCUUCUAUUUUCAAUUAACUUCUAAAAAUCUUUUAGCCUUGCUAGAAAUGGUUCGUGUUCUUUUGGCACAUGGCUUCAGUGGCAAACACGAAAAAACAAAAGCUGCUCACCUUUUGGUCCUAAACUUAGAUGUUGUCCAAAAGAUGAGGUUUUUUCUGUCUCGGCCAUGAAAUGCGUUGAUCCAAAUGGCAAAGACCAGAUGAAUGGUCAGCCUGACCAAAAAGCUUCGUGCAAGCCUGAUAAUCAAGAGUCUUGUCCACGCCAACACGAUUGCCUCCCUAAACAUUUCAACUGCACCAAGCCGAAUAUGUUUGAUUACUUCUCUGUCAGUGCGUUUGCUAACAGGAGCGGUAGGUGUACGCUUUCUUAUUUACGAUAUUUCAUUGCCCAUAAUUAUAAAUAUUUUCCAUAUCAAAAUACUUAUAGUCGUCUGCAUUACAGACAGUACUGACCUCAUCACUAACACUCUUAUGACUGUACCACCAUACAAAUUUGACGAAAAUUCGAAAACUUGAAAGCAAUUCUGUCUUCAUUCUGUAUGUAAGGGUAGGUACACCUCACUAUCAAACUUUUCAGCAGGAAUAGGGAACAGUCAGUCGGGCUGACAUGGUUAGACGCGAUCUAAGGUAAAGACUAAGAUGUAUCGCAAAGAGACCAGUUACUUCCUUUCGUAACUUUUCUCUGAAGAUUACUGAGCUCUAAACUAAAACUGAGAACAAAGAUCUCGUUUAUCAUCGUGUGAUGUAAAGCAAUUUUGCUGCUGGAUCAAAAAUAAUUUUUCAUGCUUGCCACCACUCUGACCUGCGUUGACACGCUAAAGAAACUCAUCUGCUAGAAUAAAGAUUAGCGCUGGUAUGAAAAGGAUUUUGAAGGGAAUCUUCUUUUGACAUUUGAUUAACUUUCAUUAGCGACCAUUGAAGUUUGUGCCGUCGUUUAUAAUAAUGUUAUAAAAAUACCAAACAUAGGGUAUUUGUUAUUUGUCGGUGGAUGUGCAGCUCUGGUAGCUCAGUUUUCUUUCCUUUGCCACACAGGCUGGGCAGCUUUUUGUCAAGUCCUCCGCCCCUUUACGGUAAGACUAGAGUAUGGUCUCAAGAAAUGCAAACAGUUUCUAUCAAAAUCAGACGAAACCUGUCGGGCUGACAUCAGUUGCACAGACGAACAACAGUUCUGCCGCCGCCUAGGACGGUAAGAGAAUCUAGUGUUACAGCUCUCUAGAGUUGUUAUCUGUCCCACUCUGGUGAAAAAUGAAUUUAAUGAUUGUAUCAAUUGAAUUCAAAUGGUUGAAGCAGAAUUAGGAAAGCAUGGAUUUCAUGACGGUCAAAUUUUACGCCAUUCCAUUCUCCCAAAGUUUUACCAUACUCCUCAUCUGUUUCAGUAUAAAGUUAGCAGUUUAAUUCCAGAAAACUUAACCGUUUCAUUUUUGCCAUUGGUCUCUCUUUGCCCCUCGCCAUUACUAAAGUAGGUGAGAGCUUUAUGGGUCCAAAAUCGUGUGGAGGAAAUUUUUAUCUAUUUUCUAGUGUCUAUUUACUACUUUACAUAGUCCGUUUGAGGACAACAGUCGUGCGUGAUGAUUCACCCAGCAGAAGAAUGACUCGCUUAAUGAAACAAUCACAUCUUUAGUUGUGAGAAUAACAUCUUAAAGAAAAUGGAGAAAAAAUAUGCUGACACUUUCUGUAUUAACAUUGUAAACAGGGUCAACAGUAAAUUUAUUAAUCCCUUCUUUUUUUUCGUUUCAUCAGAUGUGCUCCUAGAGGAAACUGUAGUGGCAUUCGACAGAGACAACCGGAGCACAAGAAACCCACACCCACUCAAUAUCCUCUCUGCAACUCGUCAGACCCAGAGGCGCGAAUGCUGUGGUCCAAAGAACCCCUCAAAAAUCUAUUUUCGGCCAGUGAAGUUCCAGAUCUUAUCGGGCUGUUCGCGGUUAGGAAUAAAUACAGUUCCAGCCUGGAGUUCAAAUCAGAAGCUGAUAAUGAAUGGAGGCCGUACAAAGGAUGUGCAGAUGAUCAAAUGCUAGUGGUGUCAACUGACAGCGCUUUAAGGUACAUUUUAAGUAACUAAUAUUACACAGGAGAAAAUUACGUGCCACUGAUUGCCUAAAAACGAGUGCAUUUUUCAUGCAACACGAGUGCAAAUUAUAAAAAGUGCGCGUGCGCUGAAAAAAUUUCGUUUGUCGUUACUUUCUGUAAGUUGUUGAUGAGUGAUAACAUGAUUUUUUGUUCAACUUGACGUAAAGAAGCACUUGUAAAUUUUGUUUUCUUAAAAAAAUUUAAACCCUGGCUUGUUAACACCAAAUUAUACCCAAAAUCAUCUUAUCACCCGUACAAAAAGGAAUAGCUGUAACAAUUAUUAUAGCAGUAACAACAAACCUCAGCAUCUUUUCACUCGUGGAUUGAUAAUUCUUUAAUUUACUAGCUAAUCUUAUUUUCUUAUCUUUUUUAUCAAAGGUUUCAACGUUGUGCACAUGGCUUCUUGUCCUUUGAAAUUGAAAUUGGACCGAGGAAUUCCGCACAUGGGCAAUGUGUAGACAUUUCGGCAUCGGUUCGACAGAGAGACGUAGUUGUCAUGGUUUUGAUGCCAAACUGCGCCGCUGGUCUGGACAUCAAUGUUAUUCGUCCAAAAAUUAUUUUGAGAGAGGAUCAUUCCUCGCAGAAAGAACAGGUGCCAGUAGUUGAUGAUAUGAUUCAUGAAUGCAGGCUAUCAAAUAGUAAUGACAGGCUCUUUAUAGUGUCCGUUAAGAGGAAGGUGUCCAUCAGAAACAGAUUAUAGAAGUUUUUUCAAUGAUAGAACGAGAGGUUAAAGUUUCGGUUUGGUACAGCGUUAACCAUAUUCAUCCAUAUUCAUAAUUGGCUACUUCAGCAAAUCAAAUUUUUUUUUAUUUGUACACAUUGUAUACUAUUUGCAUAUAAAGGGGAUUGUUUGAAGUGAGAAUUUGAUUGCAAACGUGGUGGAACUUCUAUAGAUGCACUUUGUUUGGUGUGUUGCAAACGCUUAAAGUCGCGGCUUGCGAUAUCAGGUAGUAUGAAAAUUAAACAUGUUAACAAGACAAGAUUUAAAAUCUGUUAAUUUUUCCCAUUAUCUAAAAAUUUGUCUGAAUAGCAGCAGAUAUGUCACGAAUUUAAGAAAAUAUACGACAAUUAAAAAAAAAAUGUUUCGACAGGGUCUUUCACAGGGUCUUUCACACUAAACAUGUUACCUAUUUCAAAAGAUGAAAAAACCAAGUUGAUAUCUUUGUUAUUACCAUAACGCUUAGCAAAGUGGCGAACCCUCUUUUUUUUUUGUCUCGCAAAAAAGGGUUCGCCAUCUAGAUAUUAAGUUGGUUUUUUCAUCUUCUAAAAGAGGUAUUAGGUUUGGUGUGAAAGACCCUAUCCCUCAUGGGCUCCGUUAAUUUAAAACUUUUCUUGUAAUUACAUGCAUUGUUUUAUUUCUAUUGUUUGUUUUGUCCAAUGAGUGUUCUGUUAUUCACUUUAAAUUCAACUUUGUACUUCGUAUAAAUCAGAACUAAAGAUGACAGAAGAAAUGUCGAAACUUUUUUUAAAAAAAUGUCAUAUAUUUUCUUCAAAUCUAAAAAUUUAAUGCAACCACUUGGUUAAAUGCAGCUUUUGGCUCCCAAUUGGGAGUCAAUCUGAUGUUAGCAGACGGCUAGUGAGGUGUUCACUGAAUACAAGUUUACAUCACAAGGACAUAUGGGACGACAAGCUUGUGACUUUGUUUAGACUCCACUUAACACAGUGUUUUCUAAUGAUAUCGGGUCUGCUGAAUAUGGGGUCCGUUUGGGCUUUAUUGUGAGAAAAGUAAAACCCCCUACCUGUAAUUUUCCUACGGAUACUUGUCACGCCAUGUCCCCAUGGAAAGAUUUUAAAAACCAUCCCAGAUUUUGCGUUUCUUUGCAGGUAUUAUAGGGAGUGUUACUAAACCAUGUUAAUUUUUAUUUCCCAGUUUUCCAAAUAUGUCAACGUUACAAGUCAUCCGACAAACUGCAGUGAAUUAAAACUAAAUAAAUCGCUGGCCUGUCGGGUUCCCAAAAAGUUUACUUCACUAUACAACCAAGCAGUGAAACAGCUGCAACAGAAGAUUACCGGGGUGGUCAUAACAAAAACGAAGCCCUUAAAUAAAGGUAAAUAAAAGAAAAAAAAUCCAUUGAAGACAACAAUCAUUUAUUUUUCUUUAUUGCAACACGAUAGUGACGCGAGGUGUAUUAACGUUUGUUUAUUUUGAUUCCUUAGAGUACAGAUACUUUUUGAUUAUCUAGAUACGAGCUUCAUAUUAUUUUUAUCCUCUCUACAGUGCGACUAAGAUGCUCCAUUAAAAGAUCCAGGAAGCUUCUUGAAGUUACUCCGAAUGGACCAAGUUCCAAGUCUGUAUUUUUCGCGCCGGAUUGGACCUGUGUAAUGGAGCCGUCUCCAAAUAUGUUUGGUAAUGUUAACCUUACAUUAGCUCCUGCCUGCAGAGUACCAGCGCAUUCUCCAGUCGACUUAAAUGAAGUGAGUUCACCUGGUUUUACAAAGGUCUGCAUCAGCUGACUCCUUUUAUUUUAUGGAAAAAUUUGUUUAUGGUUAGUGUAUGAGGAGAGCGUUCCAACGGGUCCAUUAUAAGAUUUUCACCCGAUUAUUUCCACAAUGACCAACUCCGAAUGUGAUAAAUGUACAUAAUGAGCGUGGUUUUGAAUCUCAUAAGAAAAACCCACGUGGCUCAGGGAAAUAUCCGAGAAAGAAUAUAGCAGUAUCUUGCGUAGGAUUGAGAAUGGGCGCAUUGAGGAAGCCAUCGAGAAACUUAUAGAUCGACUACAGAGAGGAACCAAUGUUAACUUGAAGAGAAAGAUUGUAAAUUUUGUGAGGUCUUUCAUUGUGCCGGAUGUAAAGGUAAUUUGUAGGACUCUAACGGGCAUCAUUGGCUUGUGUUAUUUCUCAUACAGCUUUGGCUUGAGGAUGCCUCAAUUAUAAAUGGAAAUAUCUAUAUAGAAAACUUAGGAAACCCCAAAAAGGAAAGACAGCGGCCAUUGGAGAAUAAGAUCAUAAGCAAGAAAUAGUGGAAUUUAAAAGCUCUUUACAUUUCUUUAAAGCCAAACUUUCACGAGAUCAUACUUUAAUUUGGGUUGCUUUUAGAUUUUAAUCUAACUGUCAAAAUGUAAUCAAGUUAUCGGACUUUUAUAAUCACUAACUUAUUGUCGACAUUUUGAUAUUCACACAAUCCUACAUAAAGCAUUAAAAGUAUUUGUAUUUUUAAAGUUAUCUCAUGUGUAUCUUAGGGAAGCUGUGCAGGAUCACAAGAGGGCAAAUGCCACAUAGGAUCAGGAAUGGCUCGGCUACAAGUCAGAAUAUUAUCCUUGAACGACCCUCCCAAGUUUCAAUUGGAAAAUCGUGAGAAAUUAAUUCCUUUCCCGCCAGUUCGGGAGAACUUUAGUGACGCUGAUAUCAGAUGUUGGCGAGUUGGAAACUUGACGAAGAUGAGCUCGGAGUAUGUCAGAUACGUCUUUGAAAGGAAAGAGGUUCCCAAGGACUUUAUAAAAGUGAAGCCGCUUAACCCGAAUCGCCGCCCAUUCACUGUUGUAGCUGAUCCUGAUGACUCUGAGAUUGGAUUGGCUGUAUUGCAUGCACCACCACAGAAGUAUGUCGCUUGGAAAUUCAGGAUCGAAAAUGGCCCUCUACAAGAGAUAAAUUUGACUUCAGGGAUGAUGCUUCUCUUAGGACCAAAUGAUUGCAUCGCCUUAAAGCCCCGCAGAAACGUAUCUUGGACAAAGGAUCAAUCAAGGAAAUCGAUAUUUUUGAUGGUUAAAGCUUACGACAACUCAGAUAACAAAUCAUCAGGAUACUACGAAAUGAAUUCCACCGCCUUAGAGUUGGAUACAUCUUUAUCACGGGAGAGUGUCAAGUUCGUAGCAGCUCAGCUUGGGUGUGAUAAUGUGGCCUGGUCAAGGAAGAAAAGAGACAAAUGUAAUCAGUGCCCCAGGAGAGGUGUCAAGGAAAAUAGCUGCCUUGGAUGCGAUAACAUACCUUACUCAAAUAAGAAAAAAGGUCAGUCAUUAUCUUUUGUUUAAAGUGUUUAAGAAAAAGGGUUAGUGGGGGAUGGCCAGGCUACUUAAGGAGACUAAAUUAUAAAUUUUUUGUUUUGAAGAUGAGUGUAACAGAUGCGACAACAAGACUACUUCAUUCUGUUCUGGGAGCUGCUUGAUACCAUCUUACGUAGAUGAAUGUAACAUUUGCCAGUCCAACGACAAUGUCAUCAAUUUCAAAGACUGCAAUGGUGACUGCAACGGUAAAGCAAAAUGGGUAUGUGAAAACAUGUGAGCAAAUAAUCUAUUUUUAAUACUGUGAGAACUGUAAGCUUACCAUUCAGUUCUCUUCCUAUUUUAUGUGACAGUCUGAUUGCAAUACUACUGUUUGUGUUGGCGGGAAAACUAUGAAGCCAUUGCUUUGGGGAAAAGACGAGUGCGGAGUUUGCGGCGGAGAUAAUUCGACGUGUGUUGACUGUGAAGGAGUACCACAUGGAAACAAAACGAAGGAUUCAUGUGGUAAUUGUGCAGAUCCUCAAGACACGAAAAACUUUGAUAAAUGUCCGAAAAUCCUUGAUUGUGAUUCCAGAGCCUUACCUUCAAAUCAACAAACAUUGAUGAGCCUGAGAGUUACUGGGAUGGCCAAAAAGAUCACCUGCUAUCUCUACAAGGACGCUGAAAGGUCUGUAUGCGCUCUGCAAUUUUUUAUCUGAUUCCCCUCGGUUCAAAGGAUCAAAGUUAUCCAUUUCCUGUUCACCCGUGUAACUUGACCGUAAAACAACGGUCUGUAAAGGACUUUCCGUGCGGUAAUAGAAGGAGAGUUUACGAUCAAUUUAUACGUUAGUUAAAGCAAUAGCAGUUCUAAUUUAGGGCCACCAGUAUUCUCACCCCCCUGACAUUGACUGGGUUUUAGGUUUUAGGUUUUUGGUAACUGUUCAGAACGUUUGUCCAUAGAUGUGCAUAUGAAAGGAAGCCGAGAAGAUUUUGAUAUUUGAUUGCAAUUUCAUUGUACACGUUUUGGAAUCAAUUUUUUUCAAUUGAAUAAAUUUCAUUUGACCUACAGAUGAAAAUCAAGUAAAGCUAUGGUCGUCGUAGGUUAGCCGAAAUUUUAACAAUUCCACAAAAGGAAGCCUGGAGAAAAUUCAGGCUUCGAGGGAAUUCGAAUUCAUGCCUCUCAGAUACUAUUUGGGCGCUACUAAGAACUGAGCUAUAAAGCACACUUUGGAAGCAAGGCAUAUUUAGAGGAUUGGAUUGUUAGGACAACUCGGAUUCCCAUCGAAGAUUAUAACCAUUAAUGUCACAUUAAUAUAAUAAUGUGACAUUAUUGGCAAAAAUUCGGUGAGAGGCAGUUUUUCAGGAUCUUCGAUUAUUUGAAUUAAGAAAAACAAAAUAAUUCUUGUGCUAAUUCGUUGUUUACAGAAAAUACGACUUGACGUUUGUGAAGGCUCUUUCAAGGAGGAAAGUUAUAGUAAAAACACCAAGUAUGAGAACUGGUAACUAUUCACUUAACUGUUCUUUUGACGGGAACAAAAACAAACUGGGAUUCGACAAGUUUAGGAUCCUGGUUUAUGGAAAACCUGAUAUCAUCGAGGCCAGCCCGAAUGAAACUGAAAUCAACACCGAAAGAAAUGUAACACUCACAGGUAGAGGAUUUUUCAAGACUACCUCUUUAGCAUGUGUGAUUUCCAAAGAAAAAAACCAGAAAGAGGAGGAGAGCUUACAGAAGAUUCCAGCCCUUUACGUCAACCCAACAACCAUUGUCUGUAUUCUGAAGCGUUUCAUUAAGGCGCAACGCGGAACGAUCAGCAUUCUCUUUGCCAUCGGAGCAGAAAACGAAAAAAUAUCCAGAGAUAUUGCAGUUAAGUUUAAUUUCUACGAUCGCGUACCUAAGCCUUUGGAAUGCAAGUUUAGGGCGUCUGCUCGCUUCAUAUCCAUCCGUUUUGAUAGACUGGUUGACUGCACCGACAAGUGGGAGAGUGGCGACCGCUUCAUAACAGGCAGUGCUCUGGAAAAAAUAACUAAAGCGUCAAAGGCUCGCUGUAAAAAUAAAAAACUUAUCAUCAGCCUCCCGCAAAAUUCCCGACUUCGCCCCGGAGAGGAAGUGGAACUUGACCUGAAGAGUUUUAAAAGCAAAUGGUCAAGUUAUACUAAACAUUUUCCUUCAGAUAAAAAGAAUGUCACGUGCAACUUAGAAGAUGGUGUGAAUCUCUCGGUCGAGAUUUCUGGCCCAAAGAAAGUAGGUAUGUACAAAGGGAUUUCACCCAAAACGCGAUGUGAGAUCAAAGUGAUAUAAACUCGGAUGUAUUAAAAAACUGAUAGUAAUUGUAAAGUCGCAUAGCAGGACCUGGAGAUCCAAACUUUUGAUUUGGUGAUAUAAAUGAAUGAAACGACAAGAAAGUAACAGCAUGUUUAGAUUUUGCAUGCCACCCCAUUUGCAAAUGAGGUUGUAGUUUGUUGCAGGUUGUUUAGUUGAGUUGAUGAGCCAAGACCUUUUAAAAGCAGAGGGAAGAUAAUUUGGAUGCGAGCUGUGUGUUAAAUCGGGAAGCGAAACGUGGAGAUUCGUUAUCAUUUAAUGGAAUUUAGAUGUCUUUUGUUUUUUUGUAGGACGGUGCAAUUCAUUAGUGAUUUCCGCAAAGACAAACAUGCCAGCAAAUAUGAAUUGGACAGUGGCUGUAAUCGAUUCACCGGCAGCAUCUAGGCACACCGCUAACGUGCAGGAACUGAACAACAGAUUCAAAUACUUGCCAUCCAAUCAAACUAGAAUACGACUUAAUGCGAGCAAUGUCAUAGAGGGAGCAAAAUACAACAUAACAGUGUGUGCCCAGGAACGUCUCACAGAAAAAAUGGAAAUGGCUUGUGAUUCCAUCAUCACCGAGCGAGUUGGUAAAGAAAUUCCAAAGAUCAAGUUUGCUAAGGCGACAAUGGAAAUUAGUCCCUCUCGAACACUGAAGCUACGCGGUGAGUUGGACAAUUCAUUCGCUGUAGGGACCCAUGAGUUUAAGACAGAAUAGCUUUUUACUUAAUUUUUUUCUCGUUGACCCUACACUCUGAGGAUGAAAGAAAGCCAACUUUCUUUCAGGAAGACGCAUCGAAUAAAUUAUAGCCUGUUUGUACUCUAAGUUAUGUUCUAAAAUGAAUCCUUAUUGUUAAAGUAGCUUAGUAUUAGGACUAUAUUUAAAAAUCAUCCUUGGUAAUUUCAAGAUUAUUCAUGGCCAUAUACUAGAUAUUUAUGAUGAAACUAGAUCUUCAUUAAAAAUCAAUACAAUUAUACACUGAGAACAAUUAAGGCUUGGCAGGAUUUCAGAAAAGCAGGUUGUGGAACGAUCUCUUCUAAAGUUUGGGAAACAUAGACGACGCAGCCAUUAUUUUUUAUGUUUGCUCAAAUAUUUCGGAGAGCAAUAAAAACUUUCAUAAGCUUCAUUUUUGCUUUUUCUUAGUUUGAGUAUUAUAAGAUUGAGCUCAAAGCUGCAUGUGCUGGUUGAAUCAAUAUUUAUCGAUUGCCAUCGAACUGCUACUUCUAUGUUUUCGCUGGCAGCAAAUGUUCGUGCCUCUUCGUGCGCCACAUCAGACAUGCGUUAUUUGUCAUUUAUAUGGUCAUGUGACGACCCAAAUAUGGAGUUUGAUGACAGCAGCCCGGUGCUUGAAAUAAAAGAUGAUCAGUGGACUUCUGGGAAAGUGAGUUGUUUGACUUUAAACUUCCAAGUCAUCGACUGUAAUUAGUAUUUUUCCCUUUCAGCUGUUCUAUAUCACCUUAAAGAUCGGCUGGGGGGAUUUGGUUUUGUAUUGUGAUAACAUCUCCCUCUUGCUAGAUAUUGCAUUAAAAUUGCUUGUAGAAAAUGCUUACAAAUUUUGUGCUGUGAAGAAUUUAAAUUGUAAGGAAAAUAAGAAGUAUAAUCUUUAUGUGAGGUACGUUCAGAGUUGGACGUACAUGAGUGAGUAUAUUUCAUGGUGUUGCCGAAGCUGUUGCCGAAAAGCACGGUGAAGUCAUUCAACCUUACUUGCUUUAUUUUUGCCGCUUUCUUGAGUCUGGUCAUCAUUUGUCCGUGCGUAGAAGCCAGAGGGAAGGGUUCAUUUCUAGAGAAGGUGCUGACUAUGGAGCCAAAACCAAAACCUAAAUUUAAGUGAAACUACCGUCUAUUUGAUGUAGUUUGGCUUUUUUUCCAUGAAAAAUAUUAUGUUUGCUAUACUUGGUUCAAUGCGUUUCUGGUAUUGCUAUUAUAUUGCUGUGGGUUUUAAUGGUAAUUUUGCAAACAUAUCCACGGUCCGUGUUGGGUGGUUGGGAGUGUUUUAAGCGUCUCACUUAAAGCCCAAAUAUUUUUGCUUUUAAUUGAUCUUGCAGAAAUAUGAAUUCACUCUGACAGUGUAUGUCAAAGGUGAUGACAAACUGUUUUCGGAUGACAAAGUCACCAUUAUGACAAAGAGAGUACCUAUUGUCGCCAAGAUUAAAGGUACGGCAGUACAAGCGGAACUAGCAGCGGAAGGCUGAACAUCUACUCAAAAGUUUUUGUUAAGCCCGUGGCUGCAAAGUAUAGCAAAUGAGCAAACGCUGUUUGGCAACUGUUGUCAAAGUAUUGUGGAGAAAAGAGAGUCAUUCUGACUUCUAAGCUAACUUAAGUCCAGGUUUUCACUUACUUACUCUUAACUUGAGUGAAUAACGUCGGUAAAUAAAGUACCACGGUAACUGGAGGAUCUGUGACAUUAAAUAGAGAACGGCUCCUGUUAUACACAACAGAGGCCAUUGAAAUUUUGACAGAACUUCGUUUCACCUGACCAUAACCCCUUUACAGGUGGAGAAAAAGUAUCGUUAAGUGUCCACCAAGAGGCAGUGUGUGAUGGGAGCGACUCCAAAGAUCCUAACAACUUACGUGGAAAUCCCAUUUACGUGUGGAUGGCAAAUUGCAAAGAAGGGGACAAAUGGUAUCCAACAUUUUAUAGAAACAAGACAAGCGAAAAGAUUCAACGGCUCAUUUUACCACGAACAGCAGUUGUCCGUAUUCCACCAGACACAUUACCUGCUGAUAAAACGUAAGAAUAGAUUGUUUCUUGUUUCAUUCCUUCCUCAUUUUGAAAUUCAUACGAGAUAGGGUUGAAAGAUUGAAAUAUCUUAAUAUCAAAUAGUGGAAUUUCACAUUGAACCAACAGUUGUGCUGUGACACUGAAUUAUUACAAGGACGACAUGAACGCCUCUGCAUCCGUGUACUAUGAACUGAAAGGAAGGGAAAUUCCCGAGGUAAAGAUGCUUCGAGUCGCUCGAAUUCUCACUGGUAACAAGGUGAUAUUCCGAGUUGUCUUGAAGACCAAGCUACCUGAAGUAACAGUUAAAUGGUCGUGUAAAGAGAGAGACGACGAAGGUGAGUUACUUGACUUAGUCACGAUUAAUGCUUAAGAGCGACACCUGUUAACCGGUCAAACUUAGCAAGGAAUGAUGAGAAAUAUAUCAGCUAAGGCAAAUCAAGCAAAGUUACCCAAAUUUGCUUCAAAUCGGCCAAAUAUUAGAUAUGAACACAUGCAAUACAGCCAGACUACGAGGAGAAAGAAGGACUUCUCGUAGGCUAACUGCAGCUUUGGUUUUACUGCAUUAUACACAAGGUAAGAAAUUUAAUUUCUAUCAGAAAAGAAAUUGUCGAUAGAAGUUGAAGGAAAAGACGCCUCUUUUGUUGAAGUUCUCGCAGCACUGAGGUAUUUUUUCCACCUGUUUGAACUGGUUCGUACAGUAGAUUACGUUGAGAGAGAAGGGCCGUUUGUGGUCUAAAUGGUUUCUUUCGUGUUUUGCAAAUGAAUGUAAUGUCUAUCGGUGAAUUAACAUAAAGAGACUAAAUUAUUAUAUUCUCAUUAGGAAAAAUGAUCGACGUUGAUCUUGAAGAUUUUGCUCGCACGCGAUCAGUCCUUAUCGUCAAGAAGAGACCGAAUAGACUCAUUAUCAAGCAGAAAGUGUCGCUUGUUCUGAAAAACCUGCCAGAUGGAAUAAAGUUAAGAUGCAAAUGUCAGGUAUCCCACGAGGAACUGGAAGCUUUCGUUGAGGAGGAGCUUGAUGUUAAUGAGCCACCUUUGGAAGGAACAAGUAAGCAAAAUAAAUGGUACCUUGGUCAAAUAUAGUUAUAAUGCUAACGCUCCUUUUGAGUACAAUGACUUGCUUCGUUUCAAAGAUUGGUGUACAAGCUUUAAACGCUUGCAAAAAUUCACAUUUCAAUGAAGUAUUAUUCCUUUCAUUUUAAUCAUUUUUUUCUUCCUUUUCUAGGUUUAGUUGAGAAAUCAGAGGAUGGAAAAAUUUCGUUAACAGGUCAAGGUUUUGAAGACCCUGAAGGCGAGGAGUUGUCGUACCGUUGCGGAUAUAUCGAGGAAGGCGAGAAAACCAAAUACCACGCCAUUUCUUCCUGGUCUAUGGACAACACUUGUGAAGACGUCCUUUUACCUGAAGGUAGGAACUUUGUCCUAGAGUGGCCUAGGGAAGUGUGGACGUGUCUGGAUAGCAUAUAUGAAGGUCUUUUUUAAUCGACUUCUUAUAUCAUCCAGCAUAGUCUGCGUUUAACCAACACUGAACCGAAAUUUGCAAAAAUCUUUCCUUUAUUAAUGUAUAGAUCUAAGUUAUAAGUGGUCUCUUGGUCAUUCUAACAGAAUGAAUGUCGUGCUUUGAAGUUACUUCAGUUGUAGACAGUCUUGCUUGCGGUCAAGCUAGUUGCAAUUCCAAUUGUGUAGAGAAGGUCAUUAGAUUGAACGACCUUGACUUACUGGAAUAUGCAAUUUUUUUCUUCCUGCCCUUUUUUAAAAUCGAAUUUCGGCAAGUUUCUGUAUCUUACGUUGAUAAUACUCAAACGGUAAUUCAUAUAAAAUAUACCUUUUUCUUGCGAAUAUAUCGAGGAAGGCGAGAAAACAAAUCAUAACGCUGAUCUGAUAUUUUCAGUGCUAAAGGUAGGACGGUAGACAGAAUGUUUCAUGGUUUCAUAUAAUCCUUUGGGCCCUUUUACAGGUGAAGAGGUCAACAAUUACGACAUAAAGUGUUUCGUAGAAGCGAAAGAUAUGCAGGGAGCUAAAACACUCAGUGAAUGUUCAGCAACUGUUACUCCGCGAGAAUCGCUUUGCAAAGCGGAGGAAAUAACAAGAGAAGUCGACGACCUCAAGGAACGGGUUAGCCUGGGCGAAAUACCUGAAACUACCGGUGAGUACAAUAUUAUUACUUAAAUUGUCUCGUAACAAGAAAAAAUCAAAACAAUCCACGCCCAAAAGAAACUUGCUCAAAGUACGUUUGGUUCGAUUGUUUUGACAUACUUCUUCCUUGGGAGUUUUUAACUUUGUUCAUAACUUUUUUAAUCAUAUCAUGUCUUUUCACCGAUUAAAUUGGUCCAUUUCCAGCGGAGCUUCAGUUAAUAGCACAAUGUGCAGACAACAAUGAUAACGGCAGCUCUGAUGCUCUUAAGGAAGGUGUAAAGGAAGCUGCAAAUGGGGUAAGGAAAUUCAGAAUACAGAUAAACCUCCGACAAUUGAAUUUUUGAAUUUUAAUUUUAUUCCUCACUGUCUCCGCUAUUUCCUUAUAACGAUAGUAAAAAAUCCACGUGUUCCUUUCAAUUAUAGCUCAAUGAACUCAUGGUACAACGGAGAGGGAAAACUCCUGACCCCGAUGGCGACGCAGGAAUAAUGAGAGCAGUGAAGGUCACUGUGGAUGCAGCCAAGAAGGGCAAUGCAGAGAUAAAUUUCAAAGAAAUAUCUGGAAAUGUUCGUGAAAUGAAUUUUCCUCAGCCUGGAGAAAGCGAUUUUAAUCCUCGUCGAAAACGACGGGCAGCUGAUGAUGGCAGCAGUGAAGGAGAGGGAGAAGUUAUGAUGAAGACAGCAGAUGAGGUUUGUCAUGGUAGUCUGGCGUAAUUUAAAUUCUCAUCGUAUGAAAACGUUCGUAAACAAACGAUUAGUUUUAAAAGAUUGGGAUUUGAUUUCCCAAGUUCUGAGGUUUUUAUAUUAAAUGUUGGGGAACGAUAUUGAGUCCAUAGGUUGGUCCUCACAUUUUAAUCAGUGAAUUAACUAGAGUUUCAUGAGACUUACCGCAGAGGCCUGAGCCUUUAAAAUUAAGCCGGACAUGUAUUUGCGUUAGCACAGCAAAGGUAUGCUGGUGUUUCGUUCUAUUAUUCGCCAAAAGUUUACUUUAUGUCACCGGAAAAUGGUAAAUCCAGUUGAAAUUUUUCCUUUCCGGGUUAAGCUGUUGUCUAAAAUGUGAUACUCUCCCCUUCCACAGGUUGAAACCGUUCUGAGUAUUUACAAUACACUUAUCGACCCCAACAACUUUACCGAUGCCUCCAUGUUAGUGAAAGGGGACCUUGUGUCUCUCGUUGAUGAACUCGGGCGUUCCAUGUGCCAAGGAAUUAGUACUGGAGAGGAAGCUGUCAUUGCUGAGUCAAACAUCGUUGUUAUCAAAAGUGAACAGAACAGUUUUGAUGAUGUAGAUGUUAACUUCACUCACAUCGCAUGUGAAAAUUGUAGCUCUGUUCAAAUCAGUGCACAGGUCCUGCUUGGAAAAGCUUUGAAGGACCUCUACCAAAGCUGGGACUGUGACCAAGAUGGUUGUAAUGGCGCGUGUAUCGUGUCUGCUCAGGUGGGUUUGUAACACACUUAAUUCAUAAAGACGGUAUAUAAUAACAAAUUGUGUAACACCACGGCUUGAAGAUGUACGAAAUAGAUGUAAAAAAGUUAUGAUCAUUGACAGAUAAUUAGUUACAUCCAGGGGUAAGCAGGAAAGUUCAGUUUUACAUACACAAAGUCGAGUUCAUUCCCGAGAGCAUACGAAUUGAAUUGAACUGGCGAGUACAGCACACGUAGUUAAGUGAAAUAUCGCGAGCCGUUACUGCAGCUGAGAAAAUUGUUGCUUGAUGCGCUUCUUACGAAGGAGUAAACAUCUAGUAUUCAAAUGUUAAUGAGCCGUUCCUUUAUAAUUCUGCCGAUACAACUCUCUGUUCUGUCAGACUUAAGUUAUACUUCAGUGGAAAAAAGCAAUGUGAUUUCAUUUUUUCCCGAUUCAAAAUAUGAUGAUUUUUUUAAGAUUUUAAAAUGAUAUAAUUAGUCACGUAAAAUCAAGGGAAACCUCCCAAAUAGGUGAAAGUGGUUAAAUUCAACUGUGACAUGAAUUACGUGUGACUGUAAUAAUCACAGUGGCGAUAUAAAUUUUGACGGGAAGACUGUAAUAUUACUUACCUUUACGCUUGUUUUAAAUAAACUGAGCCUGAAAUCUAGAUUAAUGGACUUGAACAUGAAUCCUUGCAGUAUCCGUACGACCUUCUAGCUACAUUCAACAACAGAAGCUCUAUCAGUGACGUUGUUUACGUCAAACUCUUCAACCCAGAGAAUGCAGCCAACUUGCCAGUUAGUGAUCUUUCUGAUGCUGUCAGAUUCAGGAUUCCACUGCAUAGAUACAGCAAGUCUAAUGACACAGUCCCUGUGGUCAGUUAAUUAUUUUGUAACAAGACACUAGAAUUACAUAAGCCUGCGAGCUGUUUCUUUGUAAAGCGUGUCUAAUUCCUAACCCUAAGAAACACUUAUCUCGACUUUAAUACCAUUUUUAACUCGUAUGAACACUUAUCUCGACCCUUAAGACCAUUUUUAACUCGUGCUAACAUUUCUCUCGACCUUAAAACCACUUUUAAUUCAUAUGUACACUUAUCUCGACCUUUAGACCAUUUGUAACUCAUAUGAACACUUAUCUCGACCUUAAGACCAUUUUUGACUCGUAUGAACACUUAUCUCGACCUUAAGACCGUUUUUAACUCAUAUGAACACUUAUCUCGACCUUAAGACCGUUUUUAACUCAAAUGAACACUUAUCUCGACCUUAAGACCGUUUUUAACUCGUAUGAACACUUAUCUCGACCUUAAGUCCGUUUUCACCUGCAUGAACACUUAUGUCGACCUCAGGACAAUUUUUAACUUCCAUGAACACUUAUCUCGACCCUAGUGCCACGUUUGGGACCCCUUAAGUUCGUUGUGGACCACAGAGGACAUAAUUACUGGCGCAACAUCCCAAAUUGGAAACGGAGGAGUAUCAGUUGAAUGUCAAUAUCAAAAGCUUGGAUUCAUCACUAUUUUUGCUGUCAACUCUUCAAUUCAAUCAGCGCAGACUUCCACCUCUCAACCUCUCACAGUGUCCUCUCGACAUCUCAACACCGAACAACUGGUUUACAUACAGUUUAAGUUUGUUGCCAAUUUUGAAGAAAUCAUUCCCAAUGAUGAGAAGAAAACAGAAUUUAUAAUAGAUUUUACGCAAAAAAUAGCCGAUGCUAUAUCAAUCAACAAAUCUCGAAUUGCAGAUGUCGUUGUUCAGCCAGGAAGCAUUCUCGUCUCUUUCACCCUGUUACCGGGAGGUCCUGGGGAGAUAAGUGUUUCCAUGGCUAUGACAGAACUAAAGGAUCAGGUAAUGGGUGGCACUUUCUCUUUCAUUCUGACCGAUGAAAGGAAGCUGGUGGCAGAUUCUACGUCUUUCCUGACGUCUUCAACUGGGUGGCCCUCGACAGCAUCAACACCUCAAUACAUCAGACCCACAACAACACGUGAUGAACUAAUCGAGACUUCAAGGGGUCUCAGCACUAGCACUCUGGUCGGCAUCAUCGUGGGCUCCGUGGUUGGCGUGGUUUUCGUUAUUGUUGGUGUGAUUGUGAUCAGAUUUAGAAAUAGCAAAGGCAAAGUUGUGGAAGAUAUUUGUAAUUCUCAGCUAAAAUUGACGAUCUCGCCUCGAAACUCAAUUGGUAAUGAAAUUUAUAGUUAUUGUUAGUUUUUGAUGAGUGCUGAAUCCAAGCGUAAUACCUAACACUAAGAAAACCAUUGUAAAACAUUUCUAUUUUCGCAAUAGACUUUUUGAAAAUCAUAGCUUCAGACAACUUGAGAUCGAAAAAGGUCGGAGUAUACCUAUAUGUGAUAUUAAGUGAUCUUCUUUGUCUCAUUCAUAGGCCACGAUAAUAGAGGGAUAAAGCAAGAAAAUUCACAAGGUAAACUUUUAAAUCACGGCACUUUGAAAUACUGGAAAAGUAAGCCCAAAUGUUUAAAUUUUCUCAAUGUAAAGGCUAAAAUUUCAUUCCUUCUUUCUGGCAGAUUACGAACAGAGUAAUCAGUUUCCCAUGAUGGAAUUUAGAGAGGAAGGUAAGGAACGUAACUAAUUCUCAUCUGAAAGGCAAUUUUUUUGCGCUUGGUUUGAAGUAAGGGUGUUUCUCUCUAAGAUUACUGGAAAAGAAGGAGGAAAAAAUUCAACAAUGGAUAUGAAAUUUAAAAUUAAACUUGUCAAAAUUGUAUUUGCAUGUUCGUCUUUUUCAGUCGAUUUGCCAGGGACGCCAUAUCACCCUGACCAUUGCUGAAGACUUGCACUAAAGCCACAGGUGACGUGGAUGCCGCAGUGUCCGUGCGCAGCUGUUAUCUCAAGCUCUCAAUAUGAACGUUUUACUCAUUAAUUAUCCAACAUAGUUGCAUAUCUAGUCAAACAGUAUUAUUAAUCACCAUUCUGGGCUCGUUACCAGAUUUUGUGGCUGAACUGCCAGGUUUUUCUCGCACGGCUAUGAUCAGGAAUUUCGUUGUAAAUCUGAUUUUUUUCACUAAUCUUAGCCCAAGAUCCAACAUGGUUAGUUCGCCAAGUCAGUAGAGGAAUCGUAGAUACGAACAAGUUAAGAUGACGUAAGAUGAACUCCGGCCAAUACAGGAUAUUCUUCCCAAAUAGGUCGAUCCCGUUUGUUACCUGGUCUGAUCUGUUUUCGAUGUUUUGAAGUCUACAGUAGUAUCAUGCUAUUAUGCAAACAGUUGCCCUUUUGUGAAUUGAAUUCCUUACUUGUGAUAACUUUAAAGAGAACAUAAGGUAAAUCAGAAAAACUGAUCAACACAAAACGACGAUGACACCAAUAGCGUGAAGAUCGCACAAGAUGAACCAUAAGAUUGUUACUCCACUUAUCAUUUAUACUACUUUCGUUUGUUGUGGAUGUCAAAUUUCACUGUAUAAAGGUAAAAAGAUUAUGGGGUAACACUUAAUCCAUUUAUGUCAUCAUUUCCUCCAUGGCCAUAAGGUAAUUGAAUCUGAACUUUUUAGUACAUACAUGUAGCGUUAUUCCUGUAGCCCCCCAGCGCAGCAUAUAUUUGUCAGCUUUUGUGGCUCAUAACUGAGACACCCUCCUUACGUAAAUUUCCUACUGCGUUAUAGUCAAGCCCAAAGCUUGGAGGUAAGUAACCCCAUAACCUCUUAGGCUUCUGUGACUAUGAACCUUUUUUUGUAUUUAACCGAGA
Molecule: messenger RNA, 21081 nt
Organism: Pocillopora meandrina
Lineage: Eukaryota; Metazoa; Cnidaria; Anthozoa; Scleractinia; Pocilloporidae
Source: the annotation of a GenBank genome assembly